This is a messenger RNA of Brassica oleracea var. oleracea, 1653 nucleotides long. RefSeq names its product zinc finger protein CONSTANS-LIKE 16-like. Gene Ontology annotation, cellular component: nucleus. Gene Ontology annotation, biological process: regulation of DNA-templated transcription. The record is from RefSeq and is a predicted model, not a curated record. NCBI's taxonomy places the organism in Eukaryota, Viridiplantae, Streptophyta, Magnoliopsida, Brassicales, Brassicaceae. The transcript is spliced from 2 exons. Gene Ontology annotation, molecular function: zinc ion binding; protein binding. The coding region runs from base 185 to 1429 and encodes 414 amino acids.
ACAAAUGAGAACGCACUACAUGCGGGGCAUGUCCUCUCAGUCUCAAACACUCAUUGCCCAAUACUAUACCCUAGGAGUACACACUAUAUCUAACUUUUUGCAGAGAGCAAUAAUUUGAAGAAAAUAUUCAAUUAUUGAAGUUGAACCCCCUCGUGCUCUCUCAUUUCUCGAGCUUGUGAAAAAGAUGAAAAAUUUGGCGAAUGCUGUUGGAGCCAAGACGGCGAGGGCUUGCGACAGCUGCGUGAAGAAGCGGGCACGGUGGUACUGCGCCGCUGACGAUGCUUUUCUAUGCCAGUCUUGCGACACUUUGGUCCACUCAGCGAACCCUCUCGCUCGCCGGCACGAGAGGGUUCGUUUGAAGUCGGCCAGCCCCGUGGCCACAAAGUAUAGCAGCCACAACCACUCAGCUUCUUCUCCACCGCUUGAAGCUGCAACGUGGCAUCAAGGGUUCACUCGUAAACCUCGGACUCCACGUGGGUCUGGUAAGAAAAACAAUUUGUCGAUAUUUCAUGAUUUGGUUCCGGAGAUUAGUGCAGAGGAUCAGACGGACAGCUACGAGAUCGAAGAGCUGCUGAUCUGUCAAGUGCCGGUUCUUGAUCCCAUGGUGGCUGAGCAGUUCUUAAACGAUGUCAUUGAGCCAAAGAUCGAGUUUCCUAUGAUUACAAUCGAUGAUCAAGAGGACGAAGACAACGCUGAAAGUUGUCUGAAUGGUUUUUUCCCGACCGACAUGGAGCUUGAGGAGUUCGCUGCUGACGUGGAGAUUCUACUCGGUCGCGGGUUAGACGUCACAGAGUCCUAUGCGAUGGAGGAGCUAGGGUUGUCUAAUACAGAGAUGUUUAAAAUCGAAAAAGACGAGAUUGAAGAAGAGGAAGGAGAAGAAACAAAAGCCAUGAACAUGGGAAUAGGCUGCGGUGAGGAUCGGGGCGAUGGGGAUGGAACUGUGGCGUUUGAGCUGAGGUUUGAUCACGACUCACACAACACAUACGAAGAAGAGGCGAUAAAGAAUGUUGAAUGUAUUAAGGUGAAGGAGGAAGAGCAAAAGAAUGUUCUAAUGCUGAGUUUAAACUACGAGUCGGUGAUAUCAACUUGGGGAGGCCAAGGUCAACCGUGGAUGUCAGGAGAGCCACCAGAACGAGACAUAGACAUCAGUGACAAGCCAGUUGUUUCCAUGGAAAUAAAUGGAGGAGAAAGUCAUCAUAAGCAUUACGUUGGUGGAUGUUUACCAUCAAGUGGGUUUGGGGAUGGAGGAAGAGAAGCUAGGGUUUCGAGGUACAGAGAGAAGAGGAGGACGAGAUUGUUUUCAAAGAAGAUAAGGUACGAGGUACGUAAACUGAAUGCAGAGAAACGACCUCGAAUGAAAGGAAGAUUCGUUAAGAGAGCUUCACUUGCUCUAUCUGCUGCAAGUUCACCAUUGGGUGUGAAUUACUGAAUAUCCUAGCUAUUUGGCUAUAUCUCACUUUACCUUUUAAAUUGAAUGUUUUUGGUUGACUUUUUUCUUCUGCAACGACAGAAGUUUUUUUGCACUUAAUUGUGCUUUGUGGGCUUGAUAUGUACAUAGGGAACCAAAUAAUGUGACUUGUAUGAAUAGAGCUGAUGUAUAUAUUAUCUGGUAAUAAGAAUGUGACAAGGCACUUCCAUUGUUAAAAUUAUUUA